This is a messenger RNA of Myotis brandtii (Brandt's bat), 5557 nucleotides long. It is a transcript of the gene PCF11, whose product is annotated as PCF11 cleavage and polyadenylation factor subunit. Gene Ontology annotation, cellular component: mRNA cleavage factor complex; cytoplasm. The record is from RefSeq and is a predicted model, not a curated record. Gene Ontology annotation, molecular function: mRNA binding; RNA polymerase II complex binding. Lineage: Eukaryota; Metazoa; Chordata; Mammalia; Chiroptera; Vespertilionidae. Gene Ontology annotation, biological process: termination of RNA polymerase II transcription.
GCGCAAUGUCAGAGCCGACGCCGGCCGAGGCCGGUACCGCGGGGGCCCGGGAGGACGCCUGUCGGGAUUAUCAGUCAUCCCUCGAAGACCUGACCUUCAAUAGCAAACCGCACAUCAAUAUGCUGACCAUUCUAGCCGAGGAGAACCUGCCCUUCGCCAAGGAGAUCGUCUCUCUCAUCGAGGCCCAAACCGCCAAGGCUCCUUCCUCAGAGAAGCUUCCUGUUAUGUACCUUAUGGAUUCUAUCGUGAAAAACGUUGGACGAGAGUAUCUCACUGCCUUUACUAAAAAUCUAGUUGCAACAUUUAUUUGUGUGUUUGAAAAGGUGGAUGAAAAUACUAGAAAAAGUUUAUUUAAGUUACGUUCCACAUGGGAUGAGAUAUUCCCAUUGAAGAAACUUUAUGCCCUGGAUGUCAGAGUCAAUUCAUUAGAUCCUGCUUGGCCUAUUCGACCUCUACCCCCCAAUGGGAAUACAUCUAGCAUCCAUGUGAAUCCUAAAUUUUUAAAUAAAUCGCCUGAAGAGCCUUCAACACCUGGCACAGUGGUCACUUCCCCUAGCAUCUCCACUCCUCCAAUUGUUCCUGAUAUACAAAAGAAUCUUACCCAAGAACAACUAAUAAGGCAGCAGUUACUUGCAAAACAAAAACAGUUAUUAGAACUUCAGCAGAAAAAGCUGGAGCUUGAACUAGAGCAAGCUAAAGCACAACUGGCAGUUUCUCUUAGUGUUCAGCAGGAGACAUCCAACUUAGGUCCUGGAUCUGCACCAUCCAAAUUACAUGUUUCACAAAUUCCCCCUAUGGCAGUUAAAACUCCCCAUCAGAUUCCUUUGCAACCUGAAAAAAGCCGUGCAGGUCCAUCCUUACAAAUUCAGGACUUGAAAGGAACAAACCGGGAUCCCCGUCUUAAUAGGAUGAGUCAGCAUUCUUCUCAUGGAAAAGAUCAGAGUCACAGAAAAGAAUUCCUAAUGAAUACAUUAAACCAAUCUGAUAUUAAGACAAGUAAAACUAUACCUUCUGAAAAACUACAUUCAUCCAAACAAGAAAAAAGUAAAUCAGGUGAAAAAAUAACCAAGAAGGAACUUGACCAGUUAGAUUCUAAAUCUAAAUCUAAAUCACCAUCACCUUUGAAAAACAAAUUCUCUCACACAAAAGACUUGAAAAAUCAAGAAUCUGAAUGCCCAAGGGUGUCUGACAUGAGUAAGAGAGAUCCAAGAUUAAAAAAACAUCUUCAAGAUAAGACUGAUAGCAAAGAUGAUGAUAUAAAAGAGAAGAGAAAAACUUCAGAAAAAAAAGAUAAAGAUGAGCAUAUGAAAUCAUCUGAACAUAGACUGGUUGGAAGUCGAAAUAAAAUCGUUAAUGGCAUUGUACAAAAACAAGAUGUAAUAACGGAAGACUCAGAAAAACAGGGAACAAAACCAGGGAGAUCAAGUACUAGAAAGCGAUCAAGAUCGAGAUCACCCAAGUCUCGGUCACCAAUUAUACAUUCUCCUAAGAGAAGAGAUAGGCGGUCACCCAAACGAAGGCAAAGGAGUAUGUCUCCAACCUCGACAGCCAAAGCUGGAAAGAUUCGCCACUCUGGAUGUAAGCAGUCACAUAUGGAAGACUUUAUGCCACCUUCCAGGGAAGAAAGAAAUGCUAAGAGAAGUACUAAACAGGAUGUUCGAGAUCCAAGGCGAAUAAAGAAGACUGAAGAGGAACAACCGCAAGAAACUACAAGUCAGCAUUCUACAAAGUCAGGCACUGAACCGAAGGAGAAUGUAGAAAAUUGGUCAAGUUCCAAGUCUAACAAAAGAUGGAAAUCUGGUUGGGAAGAAAAUAAAAGCUUACAACAAGGUGACGACCAUAGUAAAUCUCCUCAUCUAAGGCAUAGGGAAAGCUGGUCAAGCACUAAAGGAAUUUUGUCACCUCGAGCCCCAAAGCAACAGCAUCGAUUAAGUGUAGAUGCCAAUCUUCAGAUUCCUAAAGAGUUAACUCUUGCAAGCAAAAGAGAAUUACUUCAAAAGACGAGUGAACGUUUAGCAUCUGGUGAAAUUACACAGGAUGAGUUCCUUGUUGUUGUGCAUCAAAUUCGACAGCUAUUUCAGUAUCAAGAAGGUGUGCGAGAAGAGCAGAGGUCACCAUUCAAUGAUCGUUUUCCACUUAAGCGACCUAGAUAUGAAGAUGCCGAUAAACCAUUUGUAGAUAGCCCAGCAUCACGAUUCGCCGGCCUCGAUACAAAUCAGCGACUUACAGCGUUAGCUGAAGACAGACCAUUAUUUGAUGGACCUAGUAGGCCAUCAGUAACAAGAGAUGGCCCAACCAAGAUGAUUUUUGAAGGACCUAAUAAAUUAAGCCCUAGAAUUGAUGGACCUCCUGCACCAGGUUCUCUUCGAUUUGAUGGGUCACCUGGACAAAUUGGGGGAGGUGAUCCUUUGAGAUUUGAAGGACCACAAGGUCAGCUAGGAGGCAGGCGUCCUUUGAGAUUUGAAGGUCCUCCAGGACCAGUAGGGACACCUUUGCGGUUUGAAGGGCCAAUUGGUCAAGCAGGCGGAGGUGGUUUUCGGUUUGAAGGUUCCCCUGGUCUGAGGUUUGAGGGAUCUGCAGGUGGUCUACGAUUUGAAGGACCAGGGGGCCAGCCUGUGGGUGGGCUCAGGUUUGAGGGACAUCGGGGUCAACCUGUGGGAGGUCUGAGGUUUGAGGGACCUCAUGGUCAGCCUGUGGGUGGACUUAGAUUUGAUAAUCCCCGAGGUCAGCCUGUAAGUGGACAUAGAUUUGAGGGGGGUCAUGGUCCAUCAGGAGCUGCAAUGAGGUUUGAUGGACCUCAUGGUCAGCCAGCAGGUGAGAUCAGAUUUGAGGGCCCUUUGCUACAGCAGGGAGUUGGAAUGAGGUUUGAGGGCCCCCAUGGUCAGUCAGUAGCUGGUCUGAGGUUUGAAGGACAACAUAAUCAACUUGGUGGAAACCUUAGGUUUGAGGGUCCACAUGGUCAACCAGGGGUUGGGAUCAGGUUUGAGGGACCCUUAGUCCAACAAGGAGGUGGAAUGAGGUUUGAGGGUCCUGUACCAGGAAGUGGACUGAGAAUUGAAGGGCCUCUGGGUCAAGGUGGUCCAAGAUUGGAAGGUUGUCACGCUUUCAGGUUUGAUGGGCAGCCAGGUCAGCCAUCACUCUUACCAAGAUUUGAUGGAUUACAUGGUCAACCAGGUCCUAGAUUUGAAAGAACUGGUCAGCCAGGCCCACAGAGAUUUGAUGGACCACCUGGACAGCAGGUUCAACCAAGAUUUGAUGGUGUUCCUCAAAGAUUUGAUGGUCCACAACACCAGCAAGCAUCAAGGUUUGAUAUUCCCCUUGGUCUUCAAGGCGCACGAUUUGACAAUCAUCCUUCACAAAGGCUUGAAUCUGUUUCUUUCAGUCAGACUGGUCCAUAUAAUGAGCCGCCUGGCAAUGCUUUUAAUGCCCCAUCCCAAGGACUGCAAUUCCAAAGACACGAACAAAUAUUUGAUUCACCUCAAGGACCAAAUUUUAAUGGACCACAUGGCCCUGGGAACCAGAGUUUCUCAAAUCCCCUUAGCAGAGCUUCUGGACACUAUUUUGAUGAAAAGAAUCUUCAAAGUUCUCAAUUUGGAAACUUUGGCAAUUUACCUGCUCCAAUAACAGUAGGAAACAUUCAGGCAUCUCAACAGGUUCUGACUGGUGUUGCUCAACCAGUACCAUUUGGCCAGGGACAACAAUUUUUACCAGUUCAUCCACAAAAUCCUGGAGCAUUUGUUCAGAAUCCUUCAGGAGCCCUUCCUAAGGCAUAUCCUGAUAAUCACCUCAGUCAGGUGGAUGUAAAUGAAUUAUUUUCAAAACUGCUAAAAACAGGAAUUCUCAAAUUGUCCCAGCCUGAUUCAGCUACAACACAAGUAAAUGAAGUUGCUGCUCAGCCUCCCACUGAAGAGGAGGAAGAUCAAAAUGAAGAUCAAGAUGUUCCAGAUCUUACCAAUUUUACAAUUGAAGAGUUAAAACAACGUUAUGAUAGUGUUAUAAAUCGACUGUACACUGGUAUUCAGUGUUACUCUUGUGGAAUGAGGUUUACAACAUCACAGACAGAUGUUUAUGCAGAUCACUUGGACUGGCAUUAUCGGCAAAAUAGAACUGAAAAAGAUGUUAGCAGAAAAGUCACUCAUAGACGUUGGUACUACAGUUUAACAGACUGGAUAGAAUUUGAGGAAAUAGCUGAUUUGGAAGAACGUGCAAAGAGCCAGUUUUUUGAAAAGGUUCAUGAAGAAGUUGUGCUCAAAACUCAGGAAGCUGCUAAAGAAAAGGAGUUCCAAAGUGUACCGGCAGGGCCAGCUGGAGCAGUGGAGAGUUGUGAAAUCUGUCAAGAACAAUUUGAACAAUACUGGGAUGAAGAAGAGGAGGAGUGGCAUUUAAAGAAUGCUAUUAGAGUGGAUGGAAAGAUUUAUCAUCCAUCAUGUUAUGAAGAUUAUCAAAAUACAUCUUCAUUUGAUUGUACACCAUCUCCCAGCAAGACACCAGUUGAAAACCCUUUGAACAUUAUGUUGAACAUUGUCAAAAAUGAAUUGCAGGAACCCUGUGAAAGUCCCAAAGUUAAGGAAGAACAAAUUGAUACCCCACCAGCUUGUACAGAGGAGAGCAUAGCAACACCCACUGAAAUUAAAACUGAAAAUGAUACAGUUGAGUCAGUUUAAAUAAAAUGAGAAAGAUAUGUUUUUCUUUUUUAAAAAAGCUGCUGUUUGGAUGUAGGUGAAGAAUUUUUUAUGUAUAUAUAGAAAUCUAUAUAAAUUGUCUAGCUGAGGCAGGGCCUUCAGCUAUCAUUUGGUUAAUAAAUACAUUUUAGUAUUUGCAUAUCCUACUGCCUGCACAGUUUCAGGUGCUUGUUGUGUGAAAGUUCUGUAGAUGUGUGCAAAUUUAACAAAACGAAAUUGUUAUGUAUAAAAAUGUACGAUUUUCACUUGUGAAACUGUAAAUUAUAAAUAAAAAAUAUUUUUGCUACCCAUGGAGUGUAAUAUUUAUGCACACCAUCAAAUAAAGACAGUGUUUCUGUACUUUUUAUUGGGUGAAAAUGGAAUUAAACAGCAACCUCAACAUAUGAUUUUUUUCUGGUAGUUCUCAUGAUUAAAGCAAAGUCUAAGUUAGUUUUAUCCUUCAAAGGGGGGUUGUGAGAGAGCGCUGCAGGACUUUUCUCAAAUAAGCAAGCCAGAUUUGAAAAAAUUUUAGAAACAAUAGGACAUUUAUGCAUUUAUAUAUUACAUGUAUAGCUCCAGCUAUAGAGAACCAUCCAGAUGUCCUUUUUUGAAAAAUACCUAAUGAAGCAACUUUUAUUCUUUAACUUGGACAUUGAUGCCAUCAAAUAAUUAACAAAUAUAUUUAAGUACUAAAGGUGACUUUUUUUAAAUGACAUUUUUCAAAUUUGUCACAAUUUGAUGCAGUGAACAUAUUUCUAUUUUAAGUUACAGGGGAGUCUGUAAGAAUGUUCAUUUGAAACAUGGUUAACCUUUUUCAUUUGUUGGUUUUGACUGAAUUAGAUGGAUACCAUGAGAUGUUAAUAUUCAUACAUGUAAUAAAUAGAAUGAUGAAGAAA